GCCCACAGCCCGGACGGCGCCCGGCGCGGCGAGCCACGGCCGGUCAGGUUUGAGCUUCUCGUCCUCGCCUCCCUCCCUCCCUUUGCGAGCGGGGCGAGCCGGGCGGGGGGCGCGGAGCUCCGGGCGGCCCCGCGGGGCGGCGGGGAGCAUCACGGCGGCGGGUGACGUGCGGUGAGGUCACGGCCGUGACGCUGAUGCGCGACCCGGGGGGCGGCGGGCGGUGCCGGGGGGUGAGCGGCGGUCCCACUGCUGCGACCCCCUGAACAAGGAAAGCGAGAAGCACGCGGACUUCCCAGUAAACAUAUAACAUGAAGGUCUUUCUGAAAUACCGACACCGUCAGCUUUCAGAAUCUCACCUAACGUGAUAAAUAUGGCUGAUCUUUCAGAGCCAGAAGGUACUGUAAACUGGAAGGAAAGAUGUUUAACUCUGGAGUCACAGCUAAUGAAAUUUCGUCUCCAAGCCAGUAAGAUCAGAGAACUGUUAGCAGAAAAGAUGCAGCAGCUUGAGAGACAAGUUAUAGAUGCUGACCGCCAAGCAGAGAGGGCUUUUCAGCAGGUGCAAGUUAUGGAAGAAAAACUAAAAGCAGCUAAUGUUCAAACGAGCGAAUCAGAAAACAGGUUGUAUAAGAGAUGUCAAGAUCUAGAGACCCUGAUUCAAGAUAAAAACGACAUAAUACAGAAAUUGGAGCAACAACUAGAAGAACAGAAGCAAAUAAGACUGCAAGAAGCAAAAAUCAUAGAAGAAAAAGCAGCUAAAAUAAAAGAAUGGGUGACAGUCAAGCUCCAUGAGUUAGAGGUGGAAAAUCAGAACCUUCGCUUGAUCAACCAAAAGCAAAUAAAAGAGAUGAGAACGGUACAAUCUAAACUGCAAGAAGCUACAGGCAAGAAAUCUGUUACUUCAACACAAAAACCUGGAGAAUGUCAGCGACUAAGCAGUUUGACUUUUGGAUGCUUUUCAAACAGAGCAAGAAGUCCUCAGCCAUCUCCUAAAUUUGAAGAAAUAAGCAAGUCUUCAUCAAAAGAAUUGGACUACGCUGAAAGCAAAAACACGCUAGAGAAGGAUAUCCUGGAAACUACCUCUGCUGGUUCUGCACAUGAGAGCAAUAAAGGUCAGAAGUCAUUGCAGCAAAGUUCCUCAGGAUCAGAGCAGAACAAGAAUGUGCGAACGAGCCGUUCAUCCAAAGAUGUAGACAGUGACAUGUCAAAAAACUCCUGCACUACUGGAAGCGACUGGAGCUCAGAUGAGGAUGGAGGAGAUAACAAAGGACUGAAAUCCAGGUGUGCAUCCACCCUCUCAAGCCACACAUCCGAAGAGAAUGCGAGGUACAGUAGAGUGGGGAGUGAAAUGUAUUUGACAGCCUCUGACGACAGUAGUUCUCUAUUUGAAGAAGAGAGUUUGGGUGUUCAGAGGACUCAGCACAAAAAAUUGUACUCCUGGCAGCAAGGGUCCCAAAGAAAAGGUCAGAACAAUACAGGUGGAAGGUGCAACUCCGACUUCACAAAUAUGAAGAAAGACCUAGACAGCUCUUCAGAUGAACUGAAUAAGAAAUUUCAGUCUCAGAGGCUAGAUUAUUCAUCCUCAUCCAGCGAGGCAAAUACCCCAAGUCCAAUUUUAACCCCUGCUCUUGCACACAAACACGCAAUCCGAGCAACUUCUGCAGACUCUCAAUGCACAACACCAUCAGAUUCUCCCUCAAAUUUGCCACCUCCAAAGUUACGAACUCCUAAUGUGUUUAGUAUAAAUUCAUCAUUGGCAAAAAAAUAUUUAAGCCAGCCUCAGCUGAGUUCUGAUAGAAUGUUUGGUAGAAAUAGAAAUGCUAUAAGCAUGAUACGGCCAUGGAGACCUCAGGAAACAGACAUUGAUCAAGUGGAUGGAGAAGACACAGCUAUUUUAGAGAAAAUGGAGAUUGGCUGUGAUGAAGGAGUGUUUACCUAUGACUGUACUGAAGCACAAGAUGCUGAAGCCCAGGAACCCUGUGAUAUGACAAAAAAGGUUGCUAGCAACAAACCUCCAACUCCACCAUUACAUCGAUUUCCUUCCUGGGAGAGCAGAAUUUAUGCUGUAGCCAAAUCUGGUUUAAGGAUGUCUGAAGCUUUCACCACAGAAUCUCUUAACAAAAGUGCUGCUUCACUAACUUCAUACUCCAUAUCUGGAUUAUAUACAUCUCUAAUAUAUAAGAACAUGACAACUCCUGUCUACACCACUUUGAAAGGGAAAGCAACUCAAAUAAGCAACAGCCCAUUUAUAGAUGAGUCAUCAGGAUCAGAGGAAGAAGAAAGCUCUCGGUCCAGCUCAAGGACUUCUGAGUCCGAUUCUCGAUGCAGAAGUGGACCAGGUAGUCCUCGGGCUAUGAAACGAGGUGUGUCUCUGUCUUCUGUGACCUCAGACAGCGACUACGCUAUUCCUCCUGAUGCAUAUUCAGUAGACACAGACUAUUCAGAGCCAGAGCAGAAACUUCCUAAAACCUCCUCCUCAUCCAGUGAUAAUGGAAAAAAUGAACCUUUGGAAAAAUCUGGCUAUCUGUUAAAAAUGAGUGGUAAGGUGAAGACUUGGAAACGACGGUGGUUUGUGCUCAAAGGAGGUGAAUUACUGUACUACAAAUCUCCAAGUGAUGUAAUUCGAAAGCCUCAAGGUCAAAUUGAGCUAAAUGCAUCUAGCCACAUUGAAAGGGGUGAUGGGAAACAAACAAUCCAGCUUACCACAGAAAAACGAACAUACUACCUGACUGCAGAUUCUCCAAACAUCUUAGAAGAAUGGAUCAAAGUACUACAGAAUGUUCUUAAAAUACAGGCUGCUAGUCCACUUUUUAUACAGCCUGAAAUCAAGCCAACCAUGAAAGGAUUACUUACAAAGGUGAAACAUGGAUACUCCAAAAGAGUUUGGUGUACCCUAGUUGGAAAAACUCUGUAUUACUUCCGUAAUCAAGAAGAUAAGUUUCCUCUUGGUCAAAUCAAGCUUUUUGAGGCUAAGGUUGAAGAAGUUGAUAGAUCUUGUGACUCUGAUGAAGAUUAUGAAGCUAGUGGUCGUAGUUUGUUAUCAACACAUUACACUGUUGUUAUCCACCCUAAAGAUCAAGGACCCACUUAUCUUCUUAUUGGAUCCAAACACGAGAAGGACACAUGGCUUUAUCAUCUGACAGUUGCAGCUGGAAGUACCAGUGUAAAUGUUGGGUCUGAGUUUGAACAACUUAUUUGCAAAUUAUUAAACGUGGAAGGUGAUACCACUUCUCAGAUUUGGAGACAUCCUACCCUUUGCCACAGCAAAGAAGGAAUUACUUGCCCUCUUACAACUCUGCCAUCAGAAGCCUUACAAACUGAAGCCAUUAAAUUAUUUAAGACCUGCCAGUUAUUUAUAAAUGCUGCAGUUGACUCUCCUGCCAUUGACUACCACGUAUCUUUGGCUCAAAGUGCUUUGCAAAUCUGCCUCACACAUCCUGAACUUCAAAAUGAGAUCUGUUGCCAGCUCAUUAAACAGACCAGACGUCGACAUCCACAAAACCAGACAGGACCAAUACAGGGCUUGCAGCUCUUGGCUCUCUGCAUUGGACUGUUUCUACCCCAGCACCCAUUCCUUUGGCUUCUUAAGCUUCAUUUAAAGAAGAAUGCAGAUUCCAGAACUGAAUUUGGGAAAUACGCAAUAUAUUGCCAGCGAUGUGUAGAACGUACCCAGCAGAAUGGAGACCGAGAAGCCAGGCCUUCCCGAAUGGAAAUCCUUUCAACUCUUCUAAGAAACCCUUACCACCAUUCACUACCCUUUAGUAUUCCAGUUCAUUUCAUGAAUGGCAUUUACCAGGUUGUUGGGUUUGAUGCCUCCACCACAGUGGAUGAAUUUCUGAACACCCUGAACCAGGAUACAGGAAUGAGGAAACCAGCUCAGUCAGGAUUUGCACUCUUCUCUGAUGAUCCCUCUGGCAAAGAUAUAGAGCACUGUCUACAAGGAAACAUCAAGAUCUGUGACAUUAUUUCAAAAUGGGAGCAAGCCUCCAAAGAGCAACAUCCUGGGAAAUGUGAAGGCACAAGGACUGUCCGCCUGACUUAUAAAAACAGGCUUUAUUUUUCAGUUCAAGUCCAUGGGGAGACAGACAGGGAAAAGCUGCUGCUAGUCUAUCAGACAAAUGAUCAAAUAGUCAAUGGGCUCUUCCCUGUAAACAAAGAACUAGCAAUGGAACUGUCCGCUCUUCUAGCUCAGGUAGAGAUUGGGGACUUUGAAAGGCCUUUCUCAACACCAGCAGGGCAGGUCACGUCCCAGUCCAAGUCCAAUCAAACAUUAAAACAAGUUUUGGAGAGAUUCUACCCUAAGAGAUACAGACUUGGUUGUUCCGAGGAACAGUUAAGACAGCUUUGUCAGCGAUUGUCUACACGAUGGAUGGCUCUCCGGGGGCACAGCGCUGCAGACUGCGUGCGCAUUUAUCUCACCGUAGCCAGAAAAUGGUCUUUCUUUGGUGCUAAAUUGUUUGCAGCAAAACCUCUAGCAACAUCCUCACUUGAGAAGUCCUUCAUAUGGUUUGCCGUACAUGAAGAUGGCAUAAGUAUCCUAGAUUACAGCACUAUGCUUCUGGGUUUCUUUUUUAAGCGAUUAACAGUGACAUAUACAUAUAAGAGUCUGAUGACUUUUGGAGGCUAUCAAGAUGAUUUUAUGUUGGUUGUUAAUGAUGCUCAGACAAAGGACAAAGCAACUGAAAAACUGCUUUUCGCCAUGACAAAACCCAAGAUUCUUGAGAUCACUCUACUGAUUGCCAGCUAUAUUAACAACUUUCAUCAGCAAAAAGGAGCUGCUCAUCACCUCUCUGCACCAGCAUUACUGACACCUCAAAGUGGACAGAAGCUCAAGGAAAUGGGAAGUCAGCCACUUCUCACCAACAACAGACCAACUAAAUGCCCAACUUUGUUAUGAAAGUGUUACACAGUGUUAUAAUACACCUCUGUUACGUGGUUUCUACACCAAUAGUAAACUUUCUGAUGUAAAGACAUGCCACAUAAGCAGGUCUAUAAGCAAAAGAAAGGCAGACAGGUUUACAUUUACUUCAGGGGUACGUAGCAAGAGAAACCCUCUAAUUAAAGCCCUGGCCUGAACUGGAAUGAUGAAGAUGAGCCGAGUUAAGAAUUCUGCUUACCUGGGGGUGGCUUGUCCCUAUUGAUGACAAAAAUCUGUCUGUCAAUAGUGUUAUGGAAAGGUGGCCUAGGGAACAAGUCUAUAUAUAUUUUAGUCAUUUUCCAGGUAUUUUCUCAGGGAACAAACUGUCUUCAACUCUUCAUCUACAUUAAAAAAAAAAAAAUUAUAGGAAUUGUAUAACCUUCACUUUGAAAAGGACUUUGUUUUAUUGAAAAAUGUCGAAUAGAAUAUUUUCCAUUUCCACUGCAUAUUUGCAGUACUAUCACCAUAGGACAAAAAAUAACAAACUGUUUAAUUUAUGUCAUUAUUUCUCCUUUAAAAACUUCUAAAAACAUCAGGUAACUAUUACAGAUUAGAAGAGUAAUCUCCCAGUAUGCUUUUAGCCUUUUUAUACAGCUAUUCUAUGUGGCAAAUCUUCAUCUUGACCUGAAAAAAUUCUAAAUAAUCCCUCUCAGCCCCAGCCUUUUGGAAAAAUCUAAAUUGGAAAGGCACUGUAUUUAGUAUAGUUUUGUUAUACAAGAUUGUCUACCUAAUUUCUUCUUUAAUGCAGAAAUAAAUAAUAUAAUCCAGAUGCAAGAACGACUCAACUCAAAACACAGGAAUAAUACAGAAAGACAGCUUGAAUUGUGCUUGGAGACAUACGUGACAUGUAAAGUGCCAUGUCUAUAAUGUAUAUACAUUGACUCAGAAUAAUAUUUUGUAAAAGGC
Gallus gallus (chicken) is the source of this 5821-nucleotide messenger RNA. RefSeq names its product pleckstrin homology, MyTH4 and FERM domain containing H2 (gene PLEKHH2). The record is from RefSeq and is a predicted model, not a curated record. The transcript is spliced from 30 exons. Gene Ontology annotation, biological process: negative regulation of actin filament depolymerization. The coding region runs from base 371 to 4894 and encodes 1507 amino acids. NCBI's taxonomy places the organism in Eukaryota, Metazoa, Chordata, Aves, Galliformes, Phasianidae. Gene Ontology annotation, cellular component: cytoplasm; cytoskeleton. Gene Ontology annotation, molecular function: actin binding.